Molecule: messenger RNA, 1351 nt
Organism: Owenia fusiformis
Lineage: Eukaryota; Metazoa; Annelida; Polychaeta; Sabellida; Oweniidae
Source: the annotation of a GenBank genome assembly
ACGAGGUUGAAGGAAUUCGAGGGAAUCCCUACCUCCCCACACCAAAAUCUAUCACAUUCUUGUGUAUUUCUCAGAGAAUGGCUGCUACACAACAAGGGAAAGUUGUUCUUGUAACAGGUGCCAGUUCGGGUAUAGGUGCUGGAACUGCUAUUCAUAUGGCACGUCUUGGGUGUUCGCUGGCAUUGACUGGAAGGAAUGAAGAGAAUCUUCUAAAAACAGUUAAAAAAUGUGAAGAGGAAGGAAUCCCAAAAGAGCAGAUAUUCACCAUUAUAGCCGACCUAGCUCACGAAGAAGAAACAAAAAAAGUUAUGGAACAAACAAUAGAAAAGUUUGGAAAAUUGGAUGUUUUGAUCAACAAUGCAGGAAUAGUUGAGACGGGAACAAUCGAGACACAUACUCUAGAACAGUAUGAUAGAGUCAUGAAUAUUAAUACAAGGGCAGUGUUCUACCUCACCCAGCUUGCCAUUCCACACCUGACCAAAACGAAGGGUUCCAUAGUAAAUGUCUCCAGCAUUACAGGAAGUCGAUCAUUUGCCGGAGUGCUUGGCUAUUGCAUGUCCAAGGCAGCUAUAGACCAGUUCACUAGAUGUACAGCACUAGAACUUGCACCUAAAGGAAUACGAGUUAAUGCAGUCAACCCUGGAGUUAUCACGACAGAAAUCCAUAAAAGAGGAGGAAUGAAUGAAGAACAGUAUCAACAGUUUCUUGAAAGGACCAAGACGACCCAUGCAUUGGGAAGACCAGGGGAGGUGAAUGAAGUCGCACAAAUGAUCGUUUUCUUGGCGUUUGACACAGCAUCAUACAUCACUGGGACAACCAUUCCAAUAGAUGGCGGUAGACACGCUAUGUGUCCCCGAUAAAAGAGUAAAUUGCAUUGAAUAUCAGGGACGUAUUAUCAUCACUAUUUGGUGUAUUGCCAGUAGCUCCUCAUGACGUCUAUACAUGUGUUUCAGGGAUUUCUAACUCUGUACAGAGUGUAUACUCAUGUAUCUACUAUAAUCAUGUAAACAUGUCUCAAUCAUAUAUAAAGGCUCUUUACAAUUACUCUUUACAAUUAGUGUGUGUAAAGUGUUUAUGGACACCCUGUAGAUUUCUAAAAAUAUUGUCAUAUGAAAAAAAGAAAAUUUGCCAUUACUCAACAAGUGUAGCUCCAUUGUACUGCCACUGAAUAGUGAAUUAUGUGUUGUGUAAAUCAGUUUACUCUGUCUCUUCAUUUAUUAUGUCAUUAACACAGGUGAUAACAUCUUGUUAUAUAGUCUCCAACUCUUGUGCAUGGUGUUCCACAUUCAGCGAUUGACAUUGUGUUCAGUGGUCAGCAUCUGUCACCAAUGGCAGGUGGUGACAUUUUGUA